Molecule: messenger RNA, 753 nt
Organism: Theileria annulata
Lineage: Eukaryota; Apicomplexa; Aconoidasida; Piroplasmida; Theileriidae
Exons: 1
Coding region: 1-753 (250 amino acids)
Biological process (GO): negative regulation of DNA-templated transcription
Cellular component (GO): nucleus
Molecular function (GO): metal ion binding; RNA binding
Source: RefSeq, a predicted model, not a curated record
AUGUAUAAUAGAAGAAAAUCUCAGGGUCCUAUGGACUCACACAACCAUGAAUACGAUAGGCGUAGGAAGACCAGAUCCAAUGAAGCGUUUGCAAGACACAAACAGAGGUAUAAUGAGAUUCUAGAGAGACGUAAAAUGAUAGAUGAUCGUAGAAACGAUAUACCUCCUCCUCCAGUAAGAUAUGGAAGGAACGAAUAUAAAGACAAGUCAAAAAUAAUAUGCAGAUAUUUUUACAGGUUCGGCACCUGUACCAAGGGCGAAUCUUGUAUUUUUUCUCAUGAUUGUACUCCUUUGAACUCAAAGGACCUGAAGCUGUGUCACUACUUUGUGAAGAAUGAGGGGUGUAAAAAGACCGCAGAAGAAUGUAAAUACUCUCACGAAGUCCAUAAGUUCCUCUGCAGACAGAAUGUGAUUAACGGAUUCUGCAACUUGGGAGGAAACUGCCAGUUCAAUCAUAUGCCUCAAGACUCAAUAAAGAGGAUGGAUGAUACUGAGAAGCUUAAGUUCUGUUACAAUAACAAAAAGUUCCUUGUGAAGGCUCUCAUUAACUUUUUAAUCAAUGAGAACUGGAUUAACCCUCAGCACAUUGGAGUUUGUGACGACGUCAAAGGUCUCACUGCUAUCGUAACUUCAUAUAACAAUAUACCCGAAAAGAUCAUUAAAACCAUCCCUUGGUACCUUCAUUACACACUUUUAAUUUUAGAAAAGGAUCUACACGCCAUGCAGACUAAAAAUGAACAGCCUAAACCAUGA